UCUUCUUCAUUAUUUGUGACUUUUUCUCAAAUUCUGUAACGAGGAUGUGAGAUGAGGAUGAGACCCCAAAAAUUCAACUGGUUCCAUGGAUACAUAUUUUCAGAGAAUACGAGCAAGAAGAUAGUUGAAGAUUCAUCAUCAACCAUAUGGGUUUUCAUCAACCUAAUGAUCGUUGGUGUUGUCUGUGCUCAAACAUGUUUGGAAACUGGUUACUUCAGACCAGAGAGCCUUUACGGUAUUAACCAUCGACUCAUCCUCACCUCUCUUCCCACUACAGUCUCAUCUCAAGACGGCUUCUACGCGUCCUCUGUUGGUCAAGAUCCGGAGAAAUCUUAUGCUCUAGGGAUGUGCAUCCCUGGCUCUGACUCCAACCUCUGUUCUGUUUGCGUCAAGGCUGCGUCAGAUGGGUUGUUACAGAGCUGUCGUAAUCACACAGAAGCUUUUUGGUGGCGUGGCGAUAACGAAACGCUCUGUUUCGUCCGCUACUCCAACCGUUCCUUUGUUGGAUCUUUGGAUUUGGAGCCGUCGUUAGUUGUGAACAACUCGAGAGAAUUCAAGGGUUUGAAUUUGACUAAACUCGUUGACCAUAUGAUAGGAACAGCAACUUCUGAUUCGUAUGCGGCUGAUUCAAAAGCUUUGGGGAAUUCCCAAGUUGUGUAUGCAUUGAUGCAGUGUACUUCGGACAUAUCUUCAGAUGAUUGUAAGACCUGUCUUCUUCGAAGCUUAAGCGAGUACCAGUCAUGUUGCCUUGGGAAGCAAGGAGGUGUUGUCUCUCGGCCCAACUGUUACUUCCGGUGGGAUCUUUAUCCGUUCUCUGGAGCUUUUGGUAGAAACACUCUGUUUCCUCCGUCUUCAUCUCCACCGGUUAAUAAGACAGAUACAGCUAAAACAACGAAUUCGACUGGGAAAGUUGCGGUUAUUGUCACUGUAUCGUUUGUCUUUGUUGUCCUGGUUCUGCUACUUCUUUGGUUUUGUUUUUGGAGGAGGGGAAAGUUACAUAGAGGAACUGAACAUGGAACUUCAAGCUCACUUCGAUUUGACUUUAAGACGAUUGAAGCUGCUACAAAUAAGUUUUCCGAGAGUAACAAGAUUGGUCGAGGUGGAUUUGGUGAAGUUUACAAGGGCAUGUUUCCAGACGGAACAGAACUGGCUGUGAAGAGGUUGUCUAAAACAUCAGGACAAGGCGAUGAAGAGUUUAAGAACGAGGCUGUUCUUGUAGCCAAGCUUCAGCACCGGAAUCUUGUUAGGCUCCUAGGAUUUUGCGUGGAAGGAGAAGAGAAAUUACUCAUUUACGAGUUUGUGCCCAACAAAAGUCUUGAUUACUUCUUGUUUGAUCCAACAAAGCAACAUCAGUUGGAUUGGGAUAAAAGAUUCAAAAUUAUUGGAGGGAUUUGUCGAGGGAUUCUUUAUCUUCAUCAAGAUUCACGUCUCACCAUUAUACAUCGAGACCUCAAAGCCAGUAAUGUUCUCUUGGAUUCUGAUAUGAACCCGAAAAUUGCAGAUUUUGGCAUGGCAAGGAUCUUCCGAAUAGAUCAAACUCAAGCCAACACGAGACGGAUCGUUGGGACAUAUGGUUACAUGCCUCCAGAGUAUGCAAUGCGUGGACAUUUCUCCGUGAAAUCCGACGUAUAUAGCUUUGGAGUCUUAGUCCUUGAGAUAAUAAGUGGAAAGAGGAAUAGCAGCUUCAGUAGGAGUGAAGGUGGCAUUGACAAUUUGGUCACAUAUGCUUGGACACUUUGGAGAAAUGAUUCAGCACUAGAACUAGUGGAUGAGUCAUUGGAAGCUAAUUAUCCGAGGCAUCAAGCCAUUAGAUGCAUACAUAUUGGUCUGUUAUGUGUUCAAGAAGACCCUGCACACCGUCCCAAUUUGUCAACAAUCAUCCUUAUGCUUGAUAGUAACACAAUGUGUUUACCGGUGCCUCGACAGCCAGGAUUUUUCUUACGCAGCAAUCCUACUAAUCGAAAUCAAGAAUCUAUCGGUGAAGGAUCAAGCAACUCUUGUUCUGUGGAUAAUGCAACCAUUACUGAUAUAUAUCCUCGUUGAUCAACGUUCACAAAUUAGCUCUCUUCUUCCAUUUUUUUUUUUUUUAAACAUUUUUCAACUCAAGAUGCAGAUCCGAUCUUGCCACUUAACCCAAGCACGAUUCCUAUUGAAGGGGAUUCAAUGUUAUCUUAUUAAUCACACUAAAGAUAAGUUGUCCUCAUUAGUCUAGUAGUUGACUAAAGGCUAAUUACUUUUUCUACAUUAGGUAUUAGGUUCUGUCCUCAGAUAAUACGAAUUAUUGCAAAUUCUUGGAGACU
Camelina sativa (false flax) is the source of this 2300-nucleotide messenger RNA. RefSeq names its product cysteine-rich receptor-like protein kinase 14. The record is from RefSeq and is a predicted model, not a curated record. Gene Ontology annotation, molecular function: protein serine/threonine kinase activity; ATP binding. Gene Ontology annotation, biological process: defense response to bacterium; protein phosphorylation. Lineage: Eukaryota; Viridiplantae; Streptophyta; Magnoliopsida; Brassicales; Brassicaceae. Gene Ontology annotation, cellular component: plasma membrane.